This is a messenger RNA of Arabis nemorensis, 1254 nucleotides long. Lineage: Eukaryota; Viridiplantae; Streptophyta; Magnoliopsida; Brassicales; Brassicaceae. The record is from the annotation of a GenBank genome assembly.
AUGGCUUCUCUUCUUUUCCUUCUUCUUCUUUUGCUCACUUUUCCUUCAGCAGAGUCCAAGACUUACUGGGGUGACGUGGCAGCUCUUCAAGACUUCAAGAACUCCAUAGAUGCCAAAUCCAUGAGCCCUGGCUCUUGUCUCACUUCAUGGGAUUUCUCUCUCGAUCCCUGCGACAGUUUGUUCAGCGACAAGUUCACUUGCGGCUUCCGUUGCGACUCUGUCGUUUCCGGGUCGGGUCGGGUCACGGAGAUCAGUCUCGACCAUCCCGGUUACUCCGGCUCCCUCUCCUCCGUCUCCUUCAACCUCCCUUACCUUCAGACACUCGAUCUCUCCGGCAACUACUUCUCCGGUCCACUACCCGACUCCCUCUCCAACCUCACCCGCCUGACCCGCCUCACAGUUUCCGGAAACUCCUUCUCAGGAUCCAUACCCGAUUCAAUCGGGUCGAUGCUGGCUCUCGAGGAGCUCCAACUCGACAACAACCGUCUCGACGGCUCCAUUCCGGCGAGUUUAAACGGCCUUCAAAAUCUGAAACGGCUAGAAAUCCAGCUCAACAACAUCACCGGCGAAUUUCCCGAUCUGAACAAGCUCAAAAACCUUAAUUACCUCGACGCGAGUGAUAACCGGAUCUCGGGUCGGGUCCCGUCAUCUUUACCUGAAUCAGUAGUCCAAAUCUCCAUGCGAAAUAACCUCAUCGAAGGAACCAUCCCACAAAGCUUCAAAUUCCUACACUCUUUACAAGUUGUGGAUCUUAGCAACAACAGACUCAGUGGCUCAAUCCCAUCGUUCAUCUUCAAUCAUCGAACUCUCCAACAGCUAACACUCUCCUUCAAUGGCUUCACCUCUUUGGAUUCACCUUACUAUUCACCAUUGGGUCUUCCUAGCGAGCUAAUAUCCGUCGAUCUUAGCAACAACCAGAUCCAAGGCGUGUUACCUCUGUUCAUGGGUUUAUUACCAAAGCUCUCAGCUUUGUCGUUAGAGAACAACAGGUUCUAUGGAAUGAUUCCGACACAGUACGUCUGGAAAACCGUAUCGCCCGGAUCCGAUUUCGCCGGGUUUCAGAGACUGUUACUAGGCGGUAAUUUCUUAUUCGGAGUGGUUCCGGGUCCUUUGUUGGGGCUGAAGCCUGGAUCAGCGAAUUUGCAGCUCGCCGGAAACUGCUUCUCCUGGUGUCCGGCAACGUUUUUCUUCUGCCAAGGCCAAGAGCAGAGAUCUGCUACGGAGUGCAGAAAGUUUGGCCGUGUGAUUCCUUAG